Molecule: messenger RNA, 842 nt
Organism: Lactuca saligna
Lineage: Eukaryota; Viridiplantae; Streptophyta; Magnoliopsida; Asterales; Asteraceae
Source: the annotation of a GenBank genome assembly
AUGAAACCGACAUUUGAAGAAUCCUCUAGCUUACUUAACAACCAAUCAAUCAAAGACGAAGAGGUCGUCGAGAAGUCCGAUCGUGGACUGUUCGAUAUUUUUGGGACGAAAGCCGAAGAGAAGAAAGGCGAAGAGGCCGCGAUCUCAUCGGAGUUUGAACAGAAAGUUCAAGUCUCUCACCCGGAACCGGAGGAGAAACUUCACAAAUCCGAUAGCAGUUCCGGUAGCUCGAGUGACGAAGAGUGUGAUGAAAACGGAGAGAAGAAGAAGAAGAAGAAGAAGAAGCCAUUGAAGGAGAAGAUCACGAAACCUGAGGAGAAGAAGGGUUUCAUUGAAAAGAUCAAGGAGAAGCUUCCUGGUGGCCAUAAGAAGGAGGAGGAGGAGCAUGCUGAUGAAGGUGAACAUAAGGAGAAAAAAGGUAUUUUUGAGAAAAUAAAAGAGAAAAUCCCAGGGUAUCAUUCAAAGAGUGAUGAAGAAAAGGAAAAAGAAAAGCCGAAGGAGAGUGAUUAAGCAUUAUAUUUUGCAGAAGCAAAAGAGAAAAGUGUUUGUGGGUUGGCUUGCUUUGAAAUUUGUUGUUUGCUCUUAAUGUGAUUUGAGAUAUAAAGUUCAUUUAUUGUUAUUCAUGAUUAUUAUUGUAUCAUAUAGAAUCUUGCUUGUUUGUACACUUCAAAUAUUUGAUUAAGUUGGAUUAUAUGGUUAUAUUUAUCUUUGAUUUGAUUGAAGAUCACCAAAUUGUCUGAACAAAUCACAUAAAUGGUUAUAUGAGGUUAUAAAAGUCAUGACUUGUACUCAUAAACUAUACCAUGAUUGAUCGACAUUAUGCGUCACCAUUGAUAUCUCAC